This is a messenger RNA of Hordeum vulgare subsp. vulgare (domesticated barley), 1090 nucleotides long. Its product is annotated as AP-1 complex subunit sigma-1. Gene Ontology annotation, cellular component: intracellular membrane-bounded organelle; AP-1 adaptor complex; membrane coat. NCBI's taxonomy places the organism in Eukaryota, Viridiplantae, Streptophyta, Magnoliopsida, Poales, Poaceae. Gene Ontology annotation, biological process: vesicle-mediated transport; intracellular protein transport. Gene Ontology annotation, molecular function: clathrin-cargo adaptor activity. The record is from RefSeq and is a predicted model, not a curated record. Bases 307 to 792 code for a protein of 161 amino acids. The transcript is spliced from 7 exons.
AGAAGAAGGAUACACACAAAGUUGUCUGCAGUAUGCAGGAAGGACCCCAGAGCAACGGAAAACCAGCAAAACAGACCGGCUUGGCUCAACACUGGUAGCAGCAGAUCGCGCACCCGACGCGACCCAGACCGCCCGCCGACGCCGCUCGCACCCCCCGUCUCUCUCUCUCGGCGACCCUCCCUUCUCCGACGACCGGCUGCCACCCCCGUCCGCCCUCGCCGCCAGAUCCGCGCGGCCACGCCCACCCUCACCCGCUCUUCCUCUCAGGCCUCGGCAGAUCUACGCGGGCGGCGGCCGUCCCUAGCCAUGAUUAAUUUCGUGCUCCUAAUCAGCCGCCAGGGCAAGGUGAGGCUCACCAAGUGGUACUCGCCUUACACCCAGAAGGAGAGGACUAAGGUCAUCCGUGAGCUUAGUGGGCUCAUUCUUACUCGAGGUCCAAAACUCUGCAACUUUGUCGAGUGGAGAGGUUACAAGGUUGUGUACAGAAGGUAUGCCAGCCUCUAUUUCUGCAUGUGUAUCGAUGCUGAUGACAAUGAGCUCGAAGUCCUUGAAAUUAUCCAUCAUUUUGUUGAGAUACUCGACCGCUAUUUCGGCAGUGUAUGCGAGCUGGAUUUGAUAUUCAAUUUCCACAAGGCCUACUAUGUACUGGAUGAGAUUCUCAUUUCUGGCGAGCUUCAGGAAUCUAGCAAGAAGAAUGUUGCAAGACUUAUUGCUGCACAGGAUUCGUUGGUGGAGGCUGCUAAAGAGGAAGCUGGCUCCAUCAGUAACAUCAUUGCCCAGGCUACGAAGUAAAAGCCUGCUUCUGAUGAUGCCCCUCCGCUCUUUGCUUUAUGUUCAUGUUGGUAAAUUUGAUGUAAUAGCUCCGUUGAUGUAUCCAUUUUCCCAAAGAAACACGACUUCCUGGAUUCGGACCUGUUCAGAAUGAGUGUCAUGUAACUACAUUGUGUGUGUGUUCCUUUGCAACUGAAUUUGGGACCCUUCAAGAUAAAAUUAUCAUGGAGAUUGUUCGCCAGUAAUCUGUUUAGUGGAUAUAUUAAGAAAUAUUUGUAAAUUCAUGAUCAUAAUUCAGCAGCUCAUUCUUUGUGUUUAA